GUGACGCUCAAAGUGGCUGCUGUUGCACAUUCAAUACGAUAUUAACUUAUCACGGGUCCGCAGACGCCCGUGAAGUUGCGCUUUAUAAAGCAGUUCGAAAUAGGGAUCGUUCACAACUUCUUGGGCAGGGUGAUUGCAAGGGCAAGCUCACGAUCACCGACAGCAGUCAAGUUACGGAACUAGUGCUCUCUGCAACGGCACUUCGGAAACAACCGAGCGACUCUAAAAUACAUUAUUAAAAUGGCCACUGCGAAACUCCUUGUCAUAAUCGCUUUCUUCUAUUCAUCGUGUGCUGCGAUGGUGUACAGGACUGAUGAUCCAUGUGACUUCAGAGAUAUUCAAAUAGACGAUGAAAUGUUUUCCAAGCUGCUGGCCAAGCUUCCAGAAGGUCUGGAGUACGGCCCACAGAGCUUCCACUCUCUUCUCCCUGGAGUUGAUGUCGGCGGAAUGACUGUGCGUGGCCUGAGCAAACUCCGCCAGUUCGGGCCCCCAAUUCCUUACUGCGCCAAAGGAAAGCGCAUGGUGCAAGUUGACUUCUACAAUGGUGAACCUAUAGAAUUCGCAUCACCAUGGAAGUCUUGCUCAGACCAACAAGGAGAGCUAGCUCUUCGCACCAUGUUCUUGCGGUUCACAGCGCAAUUUGUCAUUGUCGAGUCCUCUGGUGAAGGAUUGAAGCUGGAAUUUGAGCGUGCACUUCCUGUUACAACGCAGAACAUCCGCGUUGUUGUCAGAGGUGUUGGGCAUAUUGUGCUCGAUGCUGUUGAAACACUGAGCGCACUCCUACCAAGUGUUCUUGAAGAAGCUUGGAACAGGCAAUUUUUGUAUAAUCUUGGCAAGGCCUUCGAUGUGGCCCUUGAAUGAACUAUGCACAAUAAAAAAAUAUCGAUGUUGCCACACCAAAACACGGUCUUGCAAUCAUGUCGCUUUUUCCUAUUUCAAGAAGCUUAAUAAAGACACUCACUUUUUCUGGA
Molecule: messenger RNA, 971 nt
Organism: Dermacentor albipictus
Lineage: Eukaryota; Metazoa; Arthropoda; Arachnida; Ixodida; Ixodidae
Source: RefSeq, a predicted model, not a curated record